CUGCAGUGAUAUGUACUUGAAAAACUUUUGUAAUAGCUUAUAAUGAAUUACGAGCUAGCAGGAACAAACUUAAAAGUAUUUGCAAAAGCUGUUCAGUGUCUUAGCAAAAUUGGUGACUAUAUAUACUUUGAUGCUUACAGUGGAAAAUUGCUUUUGCGGUCCUCGUGCAGUUCCCGUUCAGCUUAUUGCCAUUUUUCUUUCAGUCUUAAUUUUUUUCAAUUACAAAGCCGAAGAGAACUUUUUAGCCGUAACCAGGAAGAUGCGCUACAUUGUUGCUUAUUAGGAAAGACUCUUACACCUCUUUUUAAAACGUGUUUGUCUGGCGAAAAGUUAGUGGAGCACUGCCAAUUGUGUAUACCGUCGUCCGAAGAAACCACGUGUGAGUUGAAAUUGCGUUGUAAAUAUGGUGUCGAGAAAAUUUAUAACUUUAACGUGAUUGUUGGCGACCUGUUGCCGUUAAUUACUUACAAAGAAAAGUGUAGAACAGUUAUUACACUUCAGAACGCCCUUCUCAGCGAACUUUUGCUUAACUUUCCCUCGAAUAUUGCAGAAAUUACGCUUUCCGUUAAAGAAACUCAACUUUGCCUUAAGUCGUGCGACGGUGACUUGUUCGCAGCGGAUUCGCGGCUGCACACCGAAUUUUCUAUUGAAUGUAAAGAACUAUUGGAGUAUGCGUACCAGCGGGAUCUGCUGCUAACCUUCCCCGUGCGCGGCCUUCGCGCUUUUCUUUGCUUUUGUGAGGGCUUUCGAACGCGGCUGACCCUCUAUUUGGACGAAGGGGGAAGGCCAAUCAGCGUCUUCUUCAGUGAUAUUUGCCAAGCAGAAUUAAUAUUGUCCACCUGCGAUGAUGAGGAUGUCAGCAGCGCGCCCUUUACUGGCUUCGCUGAUGAGUCGAACGUCACAUUUGAGGCCGAAAUGCAAGAAGGCGUCUGCGAAGAUGACAUUUUGAACGGAGCUUCCACCGGAUCGCCAGAACAUACAGCACGCGUUACCGUAGAGGGACCAGCAAGGACAGAACAAGUUGUGCCAGUCGACUCAGAAGACGAUUUUGUUGUUCAAUCCACGCCAGUCGCCUCCGACGAGCCACUCUUCUUACUCUCCGAAAAUCUGUCGGAAGGCAGCGACGCAGACCUGCAAGACGCCACUCGCCACGGAAAACCGAGAAGGCGCUGUAAUUCAGCGCGUAAAAGGGUUUAGAGUACUAAUAAAGAUUUAUGGGGGGAAGUUCUUAAAUGUUCUAAAGAAAAUCCAAGUUCCUCAGAUGUAGUUUUU
Zophobas morio is the source of this 1272-nucleotide messenger RNA. Its product is annotated as cell cycle checkpoint control protein RAD9B-like. NCBI's taxonomy places the organism in Eukaryota, Metazoa, Arthropoda, Insecta, Coleoptera, Tenebrionidae. The transcript has 14 exons. Bases 43 to 1197 code for a protein of 384 amino acids. Gene Ontology annotation, cellular component: checkpoint clamp complex. The record is from RefSeq and is a predicted model, not a curated record. Gene Ontology annotation, biological process: DNA replication checkpoint signaling; DNA repair; cellular response to ionizing radiation.